AUGUUAGCAUUACAAUGCAACAAAAAAAAUGAAUUGAAAUCCGCGUUUAGUAAUAAUGAGUGGUCAGUACUUGAGAAAUGUUUCUAUAAGAAAGAGAAAGAAAUCGCAAAAAAAGUCUUCCCGUUACUUAAUAAAGUAGAAACCAUUCUAGGUAGAUAUCAAGAAGGAAUAAAAAAUGCAGAAGAUAGUGGACAAAUAGGUUUGGACGCGAUUAAUGUUAUUUACGAUUAUCCAAAUGGAUAUAAAUUUAGGAAGAAUUGGCUUGAAAAAUGGGUAGAUAAUAUCUAUCAGAAAUUAAAUGUUCUUAAUGAUAGAUUUGCGAGUGAGUACCAGUAUAGAGAUUGGAUUACAACAUAUCUGAAAGGUUGGGCUAAGCAAUCCUAUAGCAAGGAGGAUGGUAGUGCCAUAUUACAAUUUGUAAAAUUGAUAAAUCUAAAUUGUAGUCAACCACAACUUUAUUUGAGAAUAUUGCAUCCAAACGGUACAAUAACGCCGCUGAAUUUUGAUUUUUCAUUAUUCUCAUCACAAUCAACACCAAAUAUUCAAGAUUUUAAUUUUUGCCUUACACCCUAUGGUGGAACAUUU
Molecule: messenger RNA, 585 nt
Organism: Entrophospora sp. SA101
Lineage: Eukaryota; Fungi; Glomeromycota; Glomeromycetes; Entrophosporales; Entrophosporaceae
Source: the annotation of a GenBank genome assembly